AUGUCUAUAGACAAUAAGAAGGCUUACAGAGAAAAUUUAAAGAAAGUAUCAGCAAUUUUACAAGCAAAUAAUUACCCAAGAGCCUUUAUAGAAAAACAUAUGAAAUCACGGUUGAAAAAAUUAAUGUACCAAUCUGCGAACUGUCAAAGAAUAGAGUGUCACACGUCAACUAAAGGAUUUGUAGUAUUGCCCUACGUAAAAGGUGUUGAUCUAGUUCUUAAAAAAUAUCUAAAUAAAAUAAAUCUUACAGUUAUUUUCAAGUCUAUUAAUAAAUUAAAAGUAUUAAAUGAUCUGGGCAAAGAUAAGAUUAAUAACCUUGAAGGACAUUUCACUGUAUACUCUUUCAAGUGUAAAGAUUGUGAUAAAAGUUACGCUGGCCAAACUAAAAGAAUACUUGACAUUCGAAUUCAUGAACAUAUGAGAGAUUGCAAAAAUAAAAAAGAGUCCUCGGCUGUGUAUAUGCAUAUAAAGAACAGUGGACACACCUUCGAUUUUGACUCGGUACGGGUGUUGGAUCGAGAAUCUUCUCUUCACAAAAGGUUAGUUUCAGAAAUGGUUUAUAUUACAAAAUUCGAUNAUUGCAAAAAUAAAAAAGAGUCCUCGGCUGUGUAUAUGCAUAUAAAGAACAGUGGACACACCUUCGAUUUUGACUCGGUACGGGUGUUGGAUCGAGAAUCUUCUCUUCACAAAAGAUACAAAUAA
This is a messenger RNA of Copidosoma floridanum, 702 nucleotides long. RefSeq lists its product as uncharacterized. The record is from RefSeq and is a predicted model, not a curated record. NCBI's taxonomy places the organism in Eukaryota, Metazoa, Arthropoda, Insecta, Hymenoptera, Encyrtidae.